AUGGAGUGCAAGUUCUGCAAGUCCGGCAAGACCAACCUCUGCGGAAAGAUCCGAGCCACCCAGGGCAAAGGUGUCAUGCCUGACGGCACGUCGCGAUUCAAGUGCAAGGGCAAGGACCUCCUCCACUUCAUGGGAACGUCGACGUUCUCCCAGUACACCGUGGUCGCCGACAUCUCCGUUGUCGCCGUCCAGCCAGAAGCCCCUAUGGACCGAACCUGUCUGCUGGGCUGCGGUAUCACCACCGGUUACGGUGCUGCGAGAAUCACAGCCAACGUCGAGGAGGGAUCCAACGUCGCCAUCUUCGGUGCCGGCUGUGUCGGUCUUUCGGUGGUGCAGGGUGCAGUCAUGCAGAAGGCCGGCAAGAUCAUCGUUGUCGAUGUCAACCCGACGAAGGAGGAGUGGUCGAAGAAGUUUGGCGCAACUGACUUCGUGAACCCUACCAAGCUGGGCGACCAGUCCGUUGUAGACAAGCUCAUCGAGAUGACCGACGGCGGCUGUGACUACACGUUUGACUGCACUGGUAAUGUGGGUGUGAUGCGUGCUGCCCUCGAGGCCUGCCACAAGGGCUGGGGUCAGAGUAUCAUCAUUGGUGUUGCCGCUGCUGGCCAGGAGAUCGCGACUCGCCCAUUCCAACUGGUGACUGGUCGUGUAUGGAAGGGCUGUGCCUUUGGUGGCGUAAAGGGGCGAUCGCAGAUGGAAGGUCUCGUGGCCGACUAUCUGGCGGGCAAGCUCAAGGUGGACGAGUUCAUCACCCACCGAGAACCUCUGUCGAAAGUCAACACCGCUUUCGAGCAGAUGAAGGCAGGAGACUGCAUUCGGUGCGUCGUUACCAUGAAGGAGUGA
Messenger RNA from Anthostomella pinea, 843 nucleotides. The record is from the annotation of a GenBank genome assembly. Lineage: Eukaryota; Fungi; Ascomycota; Sordariomycetes; Xylariales; Xylariaceae.